UCCACGCUCUGCUAAUGCACUCUUGUUCUCUCCCCACAGACGGACCUGAGGGGCAGAUGGAGGUGAGCCUGGCAUUGAAAGCAGCCGGUUUCAUUGGUCUGGAUGUGGUGGGAAUCCCAGGUAACCUGGCAAUCCUGCUGCUCUUCUGCCAUUUGUUAGUAGCACAGGGCCACAUGGCACACAAUGAGUUAAUCCUCAGCCAGCUGGUCUUCGCCAACCUGAUAGUGAUGCUGUGCCGGGGCAUUCCUCAGGCAGUGACUGCCCUGGGCAUCAACCCACAUUUCACCAAUGGUAUCUGCAGAACAAUCAUCCCCACUUACCGUGUUGGCCGUGCCAUGUCUAUCACCAUCACCUCCCUGCUGAGCUCCUACCAGUGCGUGGUCAUUGCCCCGCCCAAACCUGGCUGGACCUGGCUGAAACGCUGGGUACCUGGUCACCUCCCCCACGCCAUCAUCUUCCUCUACGGGCUCAAUAUAAUCACCUACUACUCUGCCAUACCUUAUAGUCAGGGUUUUCCCACCAACAGCACCAUUCCAGAGUUUACCCUUAACCUUGAGUUCUGCAUUGUGGUGUUCCCAGGCCGCAUGGCUUAUGUGGUCAGUGGUGCGGUGUACAUCGUCCGAGACUUCGCGUUUGUCGGCCUGAUGGCGGCGGCGGCAGUGUACGUGAUGCUGGUCCUGUAUCGGCACCGUCGGCAGGUUCAGGGCCUGCAGGGGGCCGGCCGGAAGACGGAGGAGGCUUCCCAGGCCGUCCUGCUGCUCGUGAGCACGUAUGUGGCGCUGUUCAGCUUGGACAACGUGCUGUGGGUCUACACGCUCUCUGUCUCCCGUGUGCAUCCAGCCGUCUCGGACACACGCGUCUUCUUCGCGUCGUGCUACUCCGCCAUCAGUCCUGUGCUCAUCAUCGCCACCAACAGGAAGCUGGCCACUUACUUUCAGUGUGGCUCCAAACGCAAAGCAGCAGAAAACAUACCCAAUGCCUCUCGGGCAACAAUAGCACAAUGAGAAUAUUGAAGAGUGGAACUUGGGGAGGUAGCGAGAGGGAAUGGUUGUCUCCUAUACUUGUGUGUUCUAUGGUAUCAUUUUUGUGGCCACGUUUAAUUCAAUAAUAGGCAUAACACUUGAAUGAAUAAGCAAUACGUUUUAAUAGAAGGAUGACGUGAUUUUCUCUUAUACUUGGCAAGUUGCGGCUACACAUUGUAAAACAUUUUUGAUAAAGUUAUGUGAUUCAUGUGUAUUUUCUGUGCUUUUCAUGCUUCUACACAUACAUGUAACUAAAUAAUUUAUAUAAAAAUGUAUUUUCAAAUUUAAGUGUAUGCAAUAAAUAUAU
This is a messenger RNA of Anguilla rostrata (American eel), 1329 nucleotides long. Its product is annotated as olfactory receptor class A-like protein 1. Bases 15 to 1004 code for a protein of 329 amino acids. Gene Ontology annotation, molecular function: pheromone receptor activity. Gene Ontology annotation, biological process: G protein-coupled receptor signaling pathway. The transcript has a single exon. Gene Ontology annotation, cellular component: membrane. NCBI's taxonomy places the organism in Eukaryota, Metazoa, Chordata, Actinopteri, Anguilliformes, Anguillidae. The record is from RefSeq and is a predicted model, not a curated record.